AUGUCUCCACCACAUGAAAAUAAAAUGCUUACAUCGCAUUCACCGACAUCUUCAUCAAUGAUUACAGAUGACUAUUCGACAUGUAAUAGUAGUGAUGAGGUUAUAUCAAAACUUCAUUAUCGACAAUUACAACAAGAUUAUCGUUUGCCAAAUAUUAUUAUUUUUACUAUUUCGUUAAACGAAUGUAAUUCCUGUCUUUCAAAAAAGAAAUUUUCUGUUGAUAUACAAUUAUUAUCUUAUUCAUUUCUUGUUCGUUUAAUAAAUCGAACAUUUAAUUUACGUUCCAAUUUCACGUUAAUGGCAAAAGAAACUUCGUCAUUGAAAUGUAAUUUUCCGGUUACAGAUGAUUUUGAUGUUGAUGGUUGUAUAAUGAGUAUGUCAGAAGAUAUUGAGGAUGACAAUAAACAACAACAACAAUCAAUAUUAGAAUUUAUUGUUUAUAAAUAUCCAAGAACAAAAGAUCAGAUACAAUAUGAUUCAGAUGAUUGGUGUGUAGUUGAUGAUAAUUGUACAAAUUUAAAUGAUAAAGAUGAUAAUUUUGAAAUUAUACCCAUACGAAAUGAUUCGAUCUUAGUAACAAUUAAAGCAAAAGAUCAUCGACAAGAAACAUUCUUACAAAAAGCAACUGGUUGGCUACAUGGUUCAGUUCAUUCAUCAUCAAAUAAUAGUGUAACAAAAAAAGAAUUUUUACAGAUGUUAGAUCCAACAACAGGUCGUCUAUUAGAUGAACAAGCAUUUCGACAACGUAUAUUUGAUAAUGGUUGUGAUGAAUCAAUACGAAAAAUUGUUUGGUGUUAUUUAUUACGUGUGUUUAAUGAAUCAAUGACAAAUGAGGAUAAAACUGAGUAUACAAUGAAAGCAAAAGAACGAUAUAAUGAAAUGAAACAAGCAUGGCAACAUCGUUUUAAACAAGAAGAUUCAGAAAUCAUUCUACUUGAUAAUUUAAUACAAAAAGAUGUAAAACGUACUGAUCGUUCAGUGAAAUUUUUCGAUGAUAAAGAAAAUCUAUCGUGUCAAAAACUACUUAAUAUACUUAUGACUUAUAGUAUUUAUCAUCCCGAACCUGGUUAUGUGCAAGGCAUGAAUGAUAUGGCAGCACCAAUUCUAUAUGUUAUACGUGAUGAAGCAUUAGCUUACGCAUGUUUCUGUGCAUUGAUGCGUUAUAUGAGUCCAUUAUUUCAUCGAAAUGGUAUUGCAAUGAAUCGUCGAUUAGAUUUAUUAAGAAAAACUGUUCAAGCUAUUGAUAAUGAGUUAUGGACUAAAAUUGAACAGUGUGAUAUUGGUAAUUUAAUGUUUGCAUAUCGUUGGUUAUUAUUAGAUUGUAAACGUGAAUUUCCAUUUAAAGAUAUAUUUCGAGUAUUAGAAACAUUAUGGGCAUCAUUACCAAUCGAUAGAUUUGAAUCCAAUAAUGAUAAUACAUUUUCGGAUAGAGAUGAUCUUUGUCCUUCAUCAUUAUGUAGUCAAUAUCGUUCAUCAAUAGUUUCAUCUAUGUCAAAUACAUUCUUAUCAUCAUCUUCAUGUUCACCAACACUUGAUGAUACACGAUCUCAACAUUCAAGUCUUGAUGGUGGAGAUUCAGGUUAUCGUGAUGAACAAAUACCCGGUAUUUUUGAUUUUAAUUUACGUUUACAAAAACUUGAUAAUUCAACUUAUUUAACAACACAAA
Messenger RNA from Adineta steineri, 1666 nucleotides. The record is from the annotation of a GenBank genome assembly. Lineage: Eukaryota; Metazoa; Rotifera; Eurotatoria; Adinetida; Adinetidae.